Messenger RNA from Zingiber officinale, 2432 nucleotides. Its product is annotated as F-box/LRR-repeat protein 3-like. Lineage: Eukaryota; Viridiplantae; Streptophyta; Magnoliopsida; Zingiberales; Zingiberaceae. Gene Ontology annotation, biological process: SCF-dependent proteasomal ubiquitin-dependent protein catabolic process. Gene Ontology annotation, cellular component: SCF ubiquitin ligase complex. The transcript is spliced from 7 exons. The record is from RefSeq and is a predicted model, not a curated record. Gene Ontology annotation, molecular function: protein binding. The coding region runs from base 278 to 2269 and encodes 663 amino acids.
UCGGUGGAGGCGGUAACCGGAUCAGGCCUCGCUUCUUCGGCUCUUCGUCUCUCUCUCUCUCUCGUUUGCUAGAGAGGAAGGAAUUUGAAGGGAAACGGAUCUGCUUCUUCUUCUUCUUCUUUGAGUCAUGCGAUCCCGACGAGGAAGAGACUCGCUGCUCCGCCGGCCGACCAGCUUCUCCGACGCUCCUAUCUUCCCCAUUCUGCACCCCUUUGUCCCUCUCCCCUCCUUCCUGUUCAUCCCCACCUGAUGCUCUCGACGUCCUGCUGAAGCAGCGAUGAAUAGGCAGCCACCCUGCGAUUGCGACAUGGCAACCGUGUUCCCCCUCGACUUGCUCGCCAACAUCCUCGACCGUGUACCCGACCCCCGAGACCGCAAGUCUUGCCGGCUCGUCUGCCGCGGGUUCCUCCGCGCCGAGGAACUCCAUCGGCGCUCGCUCCGCGUCCUCCGCCUCGAGGCCCUCACUGGCCUGCUCCGCCGCUUUGCCGCUGGACUUGAGCGCCUCGAUCUCUCUGCCUGCCCCGCCCUCGACGACCGCUCCCUCUCUGCAGCCCUCGCUGCCGGGGUGGAUCUGUUGCGGCUCAGAUCCGUAAGCCUUAGCCGCGCCAGUGGGGUUGGGUGGCGAGGCCUGAUGGCUCUCGUGGAUGCGUGCCCGCACCUGGAGGCUGUGGACCUGUCACACUGCGUCGGGGUGGGGGAUCGGGAGGCCGCCGCGCUUGCGGCGGCCGCCGGGUUGAAGGAGUUGCGAUUGGAUAAGUGCCUCGGGCUGACAGAUGUCGGGCUCGCGACGGUGGCGGUGGGGUGCGCCGGACUGGAGAUACUCGGAAUCAAGUGGUGUCUGGAGAUUUCCGAUAUUGGGAUCGAUCUGCUCGCUAAGAAGUGCCAGGAUCUGAAGGAGUUGGACAUCUCAUAUCUCAAGAUUACGAAUAGAUCGAUCAACUCCAUUUCCUCUCUUGGCAAGCUGGAAGUUCUGAAUAUGGUAGGAUGCUCCGAUAUAGAUGAUGAGGGAUUACAAUCUCUAAAGCACCGAAACAACUCAUUACGGAGCAUCAACGUCUCUCGUUGUGAAAAUGUGACUUCUAGUGGCUUAACCUCAGUGAUUGAAGGAAGCAAUUGUCUUCAGAAACUCAAUGUUGGAGAUUGUUUUCCUUGUUCAUGUGGAAGUUGUACAUCGCAGGAGCUGGCGCCGCUCUUCCUUUCGAAGUUGAAUGGUUUGAAGGAUAGCUUGACAGUAUUGAAACUUGAUGGUUUUCAAGUUUCUGCAUCAAGUCUUAAGAUAAUUGGUCUGAACUGCAAGAACUUAGCUAAGAUAGGGCUUAGCAAAUGCCAAUGGGUGACUGAUGAGGGGAUCUGUGAGCUUGUAGCUAGUUGCGUUCACUUAACAACUAUUGAUCUGACAUGCUGUCGUCUGCUUACAGACAAAGCCCUUAUGGCUAUAGGAGAUCAAUGUAAACAGCUUCGAUGCCUCCGAUUAGAGUCCUGCAGUUUAAUAACCGAUAAGGGUCUGGAAUAUAUUGGAACUUGUUGCUCCAAUCUUGAGGAGAUAGAUCUCACAGACUGCAGUAUAACUGAUACUGCGAUGCAGAAUUUGUCUAGGUGUUCAAAGAUGCUAGUCUUGAAACUAGGCCUUUGUUAUAUGAUUUCCGAUGAAGGCCUUGUUCAUAUUGCAUCCAACUGCAGAAAGCUUCACGAACUUGAUCUUUACCGGUGCGUUGAGGUUACUGAUGAUGGUUUAGCUGCCAUAGCAACUGGUUGCAAGUUGAUACAAAAGUUAAACCUCUGCUACUGCACGAAGAUAUCUGACCGAGGUCUGAAGCAAGUCAGUCAUUUGGUAGACCUUCGUGAUCUGGAACUGAGAGGUUUGCCUCACGUUUCAAGUUCAGGCAUUGCAAAAAUCGCCAUCGGUUGUCGACGCCUUUCUGAGCUGGAUUUGAAGCGCUGCAAUUUGGUAAAUGAUGAAGGUCUAUUUGCUCUUGCCCAGUAUACUGAAAACCUCAGACAGAUAAAUAUAUCAUACUGUCCAGUUUCAGGCAUGGGUUUGUGCAUGUUACUUGGAACUCUGAAAUGCCUACAAGAUGUGAAGUUGGUACAUCUCAGUCUUGUGCCAAUUGAGUGGUUUGAGAUUGCCCUGAGAGCUUCCUAUGAAAAGUUAAAGAAGUUGAAGCUCCUCACCGGAAUGAGGAACCUCCUUUCGCCAUUGCUGAUCGAGAAAUUGCAAUUAAGAGGGUGCCGAAUUCGAUGGGUCGAUAAACCUCCGGCCGCUUGCUGAUAGGCAAAACAAAACCCUGUUGAUUGCUCUGUGUCUGCAAGCUGUGCUGCUUUCUUAUUUUUUGAUCGAAUAAUUUCCAUUUUGAUUUCUCGAACACACUUUUUAACAAUGGAUAUUGCAAUGAGUUCAUUAAAGACGCAUCAUACAGAUCUGUUUGUGAUCA